AUGACUUGGAUUGAAGUUAUUCCAGUUGGUAUGAUUAUGAGUGCUGGUGUACUCGUUAUGGCUUAUGGUCUCGAUAUUACUCAUAGACUUGCUCAUUACGGAAAGCCACAUAGACUAGUUAGAGAUCACGUAGACUAUGCUUUAGAUAAAAGAGAUAGCGCCAUCCAUGAAGUUAGAUCGGUGAGAGACAAUAACAGUCAAGACAGAUUUGCAAAGUUCUUGGCUCAAAAGACUGGUAGAAUUUAA
This is a messenger RNA of Cavenderia fasciculata, 246 nucleotides long. RefSeq lists its product as uncharacterized. The record is from RefSeq and is a predicted model, not a curated record. The transcript has 2 exons. The coding region runs from base 1 to 246 and encodes 81 amino acids. NCBI's taxonomy places the organism in Eukaryota, Evosea, Eumycetozoa, Acytosteliales, Cavenderiaceae.